CUACUUUCAUCAUGUCUUCAAAAGAAGAUCAACUACCACAAAGACAUGCCAGUGAAAUCAUUAUUGACUAUGAACCGGAAUCAUACAAACAACAGACACAAGAAUUUUUAAAACAAUUGCCUCAUAACACAAAAGAAUAUGCCAUUAGCUUAUUUCCUAUUAUGACCUGGAUACAUCGAUAUAACUUUCAUUGGCUAGUCCGUGAUGUUAUUGCUGGUCUUACUGUCGGUGUGGUCGUUGUGCCGCAGAGUAUGGGUUAUGCCAAGAUUGCUCAACUUCCUCCACAAUUUGGUUUAUACACUGCCUUUGUCGGUCUUUGUGUCUAUUGUUUAUUUGCUACAUCAAAGGAUAUCAGUAUCGGUCCUACAGCUGUCAUGUCACUCUUGGUCGGACAGACAAUCACAAAAAUCACAAGCGAAACACCUACGAUCACCGGUCCCGAAAUUGCUGUGACCAUGUCUUUGUUGACAGGCGCUAUUGCCAUGUUCAUCGGUCUUGUUCGUCUCGGUAUUCUUGUUGACUUUAUACCUGGUCCUGCUAUAGCUGGCUUCAUGACAGGAUCAGCCAUUACAAUCUCCAUCGGACAGUGGCCAAAGCUGUUUGGUAUCAAGGGCAUCAACACACAAGACUCAAGCUAUCUUAUCUUUGGAAACUUUUUCAAAAACUUACCAAAUACUAAACUGGACGUCGCCUUUGGCCUUAGCGGUCUCGUCUGGCUUUAUGGUGUUCGUUAUGGCUGCCAGUAUCUCAGCCGACGCUAUCCCAAGUACUCGACGACAUUUUUCUUCUUUAGCAUCAUGCGAAACGGUCUUCUCAUCAUCUUUGCCACAUUGAUUGCGUUCUUGAUCAACAUUGGCAAGACGACAAGUCCCAUUAGCAUCCUCAAGACAGUUCCUGCUGGAUUUCAAGCUAUGGCCGUACCUACCAUAACAACAGACAGCAUAUCAUCCGUCGCGAGCUCACUCCCUUCUGGUGUAAUUAUUCUUAUUCUUGAACAUGUGGCUAUUGCAAAAUCAUUUGGUCGUAUAAACGAUUACUCAAUCAAUCCUAAUCAAGAGAUCGUUGCCAUCGGUUUUACCAACGUCUGGGCAUCCUUCUUUGGUGCUUACCCCUCAACUGGUUCUUUCUCUCGUACUGCAAUCAAAGCAAGAUCUGGUGUCAAGACACCCAUCGCCGGUAUCUUUUCUGCACUGGUUGUUGUUCUCGCACUGUAUGCACUGACGCCUGCUUUCUACUAUAUUCCCGAUGCCAGUCUUGCUGCCGUCGUGAUACAUGCAGUAUCCGACCUUGUUUCUGGACCUGAUUAUAUCAAGCGUCUUGCUCAAGUCUCGCUCUGGGAACUCUUUGUCUUUGUUGCCGGUGUUGUCAUUACCUUCUUCACCACGGUUGAAUAUGGUAUCUAUGCCGCCGUUGGUCUUUCCUUCAUCAUUCUUCUCUUCCGUAUCGCCCGUCCUCGGUUCUGGUCUCUUGGACGUAUUCCUUUAUCAAAUACUUCGACAACUUAUGACAAAAAGCAACCUUUAGAUUACGCACAAAGCUAUCUCUAUGUGCCUCAAGACCACCCAUCACUCGGUAAACUGGUCGAAGAGCUGCCCUCAGGUAUUCUGAUGUGUCGUAUAGACGAAAGUUUGACGUACCCCAACUCGGCCUAUAUCUCUGACAAGAUCAUUGCUUACUGCAAGGAACACACUCGCCGCCAUUCUCAAUCCAUCAGCAAGGGUGAUCGUGCAUGGAACGACGACUCAAACCCCGCUCGUGAUGCUGCUCGUGCCCAACUACCUCGUCUGCAUGCGUUGAUCAUUGAAUGUAGCAGCGUCAAUCGUCUAGAUUCAAGCGGUCUUCAGGCCAUUGUUGAUGCUCAAAACGCGCUCAACCGAUACGCUGGUCAUCAUGUCGAAUUCCACUUUGCAAACAUUACUAACCUCUCUAUUCGUACUUGUCUGAUCGCUGCUGGGUUCGCUAAUCAACCUCGUUUUGGUCUGGAUGAAGAUAAUCUUGGUCCUCGUGAAAUCUUGCCUAUCGUACCUGCUUCCAAGGAUGGCCCUCUUCAACGUCAGCAGACUGCUUCUUCUAGUAGUGAUGAAAGUGUAGAACAUGUUGAGACACACUAUGACCAAUCCAAGUUCUCAGAUGCUGAGAGUGUCAAUACUGCUCACUCAAUUCCUUUACCUCGGGACAAGUAUCCUUUCUUCCAUUGGAGCGCGGAUGAAGCGGUUAAAACGGCACAAAAGACACUCGCAUACAGAUCAGUCGAACUUGAAGAAUAGAUUACGUAUAUACCUUUUUUUUUUGCAUCCUUUUCUUUUUAAUAUUUAUUAUUGUUACAUAAUACAACAUACAAUAACUUGUAUAAAUAAAGUUUUA
Molecule: messenger RNA, 2364 nt
Organism: Rhizopus microsporus ATCC 52813
Lineage: Eukaryota; Fungi; Mucoromycota; Mucoromycetes; Mucorales; Rhizopodaceae
Product: sulfate permease
Exons: 2
Coding region: 12-2267 (751 amino acids)
Biological process (GO): transmembrane transport
Cellular component (GO): membrane
Molecular function (GO): sulfate transmembrane transporter activity
Source: RefSeq, a predicted model, not a curated record